Messenger RNA from Helicoverpa zea (corn earworm), 1029 nucleotides. RefSeq lists its product as uncharacterized. The record is from RefSeq and is a predicted model, not a curated record. Lineage: Eukaryota; Metazoa; Arthropoda; Insecta; Lepidoptera; Noctuidae. Bases 1 to 1029 code for a protein of 342 amino acids. The transcript has a single exon.
AUGAUGCGUUCACCGGAUAGCAAAAUGAGCAAAUCGAACCCUGACUUGUGCACGGAUAAUGUACCUGGUACUAAUGUCACCCUGAGAAGCGGAAAACGGAAGCAGCCUGACUGUGAGGCAGAUGUUACUCAGGCGAUUGCCUUGUUGUCUGAUAAGUUGACGAAGAAUAUUGGCGAUCUCCGAGUUGAUAUGAAUAACCAGUUCACGACCAUUACUGCGAAUAUUAACAACCUUCGGGAAGAAUUCAAUACAUUGUCGCUCAUUUCGGCCCAAAUUCAAAACGACAUUAAGGAACUUCGUGCAGAAUAUCUCGUUAUUAAAAAAGAUAUGUCGCAAUUUGACACAAAACAUAAAGAAUUGUCACAGAUUGUCACGGAGUUGAAGUCUACAGUUAAUUUUAACUCGGAUAACUAUGCGGAUUGUGAAAAACGUCUGACGGUGCUGGAACGACAUGUGAAUAACUCGGCAGCCUCGACUGUUGAAUUAUUGGAAAGAAAGAUCGAUUCUCUAGAGCAACAGGCAAGACAGUGUAACGUAGAGAUAGGAAAUAUGCCAGAAAAACGCGGUGAGAAUUUAAUUACUGUACUUCAAUCAAUUGGUUCAGCACUCAACAUGUCCUUGACGUCGAAGGAUAUAAUAUCCAUUCACCGGGUCCCACAUGCACAUCCACAAAAUAAUCGUCCGAAGAAUGUCAUAGUCAAAUUUACGUCUAAACUUAUGCGUGACAAUGUCCUCAGUGCAUACCGGUUAUCUAAAGGUCUGACUUCGGAUCGCAUAGGCCUCACUGGUGCACCUUGUCGUAUUUAUAUGAACGAGCACCUAACGCUGCGCAACAAGGAGUUAUUUCGAAAAUGUCGUGAAGCCGCUAAGUCAAACAAAUUCAAAUUCGUGUGGGUCAGGAAUGCAACGGUCUUGGUUAAGGAAUCUGAAGAUUCCUCUACGUACGCCAUACGUUCGGAAGAGGACAUAUCCAAGAAGAUUAAGCCAAAUCCCAUACCUACAACUACGGCUGCUGAACAAACCCGUUAA